AUCGAAUACAAGGCCAUCGAACUGGAUUUUUUCGCACUUUCAGCUUGCAUUUGGGACAAGCUCUUUGAACAUUUGCUCAUUUGUUGGGAGUUCAAACCAGAGGCGACUGGUUGUUUGAAUAACCACCCCUGGGCACAACGGAGCUAUAAAAAGAAGCAUUUGCUCGUUUGCCAGAUUCAACCCUGUCUGCGCUUCAUUAGCAAUACCUGCUUGGUAGCUUCCAGACAAGUUUGAAAGUUUAAAAAUCUUUUUCUUGCUAUCCUUUCUGCCUCGCACUUCAAAGCCGCCACUCACCAGCACACCAAACGCACUGCCCACUAUGCACUCUCUCGCACCACAUCAUGGCCAGCCCUUCCUGUACCAAAAUCUGCCUCCAAAUGCCUCUCUUCACGGAAUGAAUCCACUCAGCGUGACUGCCCCCAGUCAUGCUGCUGUAACAGCGGGAAUGGGAUAUGGCGCAAAUCCUGCAACAGCCGGCGACCUCAAGUUUGCUCAACAACAGCAACAACAACACCAACAGCAGUUGGACGAGGAGGAAGUUUAUCAGCUAAUAUUGGAUUUGACGAAUCCUGCGACCAGAGAGCAGGCACUAUUGGAGCUGAGCAAGAAGAGGGAAGCAUACGAGGAUCUUGCGCCGAUACUGUGGCAUUCGUUUGGCGUUAUGGCGGCUCUGUUGCAAGAGAUCGUGUCGGUAUAUCCAAUGCUUAUGCCUCCUACGCUGACCGGACAUGCUUCAAAUCGAGUAUGCAAUGCGUUGGCCUUGUUGCAGUGUGUUGCCAGUCAUAAUGAGACGCGAGGACUCUUUCUGAAUGCGCAUAUACCCUUGUUUCUCUACCCCUUCCUUAAUACUACCAGCAAGACGCGGCCUUUUGAGUAUCUUCGUCUUACAAGUUUGGGAGUAAUCGGAGCGCUUGUAAAGCAAAAUGAUAAUUCAGAAGUGAUCAAUUUCCUGCUGUCCACGGAAAUCAUUCCUCUCUGUCUUCGGAUUAUGGAAACGGGCAGUGAAUUGUCCAAGACCGUAGCCAUAUUCAUUGUGCAGAAGAUCCUUUUGGACGACAUGGGCUUGAACUAUAUUUGUCAGACGUAUGAACGCUUCUACGCUGUUGGUACCGUCCUAUCAAACAUGGUGAAUCAGCUGGUGGGGCAACAAUCCAUCAGGCUGUUGAAGCACGUCAUUCGGUGCUAUUUGAGGCUGUCGGACAAUCCGCGUGCGAGAGAGGCCUUGCGCCAGUGCUUGCCCGAACCUUUAAGAGAUGCAACGUUUUCCCAAAUCCUGAAAGACGAUAUAACCACGAAGCGAUGCCUGGCAACCUUAUUGCUGAACCUCUCCGAUAAUGUGGCCUGACGGACGUCCCCUGCUGGCACCAUGAGCGUGGAUGGAGCCCAUAGGCAGUUGAUGGAUACCCCGAUACACUGAUAGAAAGACGAUGGUCAAGAACAAGUUCAUCUGAUACCGGAUAUGUGAGGGGCAAUUGUAUAGUUUUCGACGGUUGACUGGAGCUUCAGCCCCAGAGUGUUGGCCUUUUUUAUGUUACUUUUGUGUGGUGUGUGGAUGAUUUUGAUUCUUUUUUUUGGGGCUGGGGCAUUUUGUACUUUGUGGAGGAGCUGGAAAGUAUUUAAUAUGUCAUUUUUAUUUUGCAA
This is a messenger RNA of Spizellomyces punctatus DAOM BR117, 1641 nucleotides long. Its product is annotated as cell differentiation protein rcd1. Lineage: Eukaryota; Fungi; Chytridiomycota; Chytridiomycetes; Spizellomycetales; Spizellomycetaceae. Gene Ontology annotation, biological process: mRNA catabolic process; negative regulation of translation. The record is from RefSeq and is a predicted model, not a curated record. The transcript is spliced from 4 exons. Gene Ontology annotation, cellular component: P-body; CCR4-NOT complex; CCR4-NOT core complex. The coding region runs from base 320 to 1345 and encodes 341 amino acids.